CAACAAGGAUGCAGUCUCAACAGCCAGCGAACCCUUCUCUCUCCAGCUGAGCGAUGCGGUUAUGGAGGACGAUGUUCAGCUGGCUCUCCUCAAGAAGCUUCUCAAUGUAGCAGGUGGCCUCCCCAGCAUAGUGAAGGGCGGCGGCGAGAGGGGCGGCGGUGCGGAGGAGAUGAGGUACGAGAGCUGCGGGUGCGGCGGCGGAAACUUGUUCCAGAGAAUAGGGAGUGUGGUGAGGGAGCAACGGGCGAGAUUCUAUAUUGCGCGCCGGUGCGUUUUGAUGCUCGUUUGCUGGAAAGACUGCACUGAUUCUUGAUUCACUACUCGUUCUCAGCUAGCUAAUUGUAAUUAAUUAAGCUAGUUUAUUAAUUUCUGUGAUUCUUAUUCUUCAUUGUAUACUAAACCCAGUCAUCAUCACUUUUUAAAGGAAUUAAUUUUGGAUUGUUUU
Molecule: messenger RNA, 445 nt
Organism: Cuscuta campestris
Lineage: Eukaryota; Viridiplantae; Streptophyta; Magnoliopsida; Solanales; Convolvulaceae
Source: the annotation of a GenBank genome assembly